AUGCUCUGGAACUCAGGCAACAUUGCCUACCAGCGAAUUGUAACUGAGAAUAUGGUACUUGCAAAGGAGGUGGAUACAGUGCGUGGUUUAUAUCAAGGCCUGUUGUCGGUGAUCGAGUCAGGCUCAUUGACCAAGAAAAACCCUUCGCUCGAUGAUCCCUACUCUCAUAUCCAAGAUCUCCCAAACGAACCACACGACACUCACCCCGAGGUGAAGUAUUGGGACCACGAUACCUGGACAAAUUCCAUGAAGCGCACUGACGACAUAGCCGGCUUUGGCGGCAACUCCAACGACGAUCCCGCUGACUCAGACAGUGACGCGGUGGGUGUACGCAAACCCAAGAAGGUCAGUAAGAAGUACGGCUUCCUCGAAGAUCCGACAGGGCACCGAGUUACGCUCCAACGGCUUGACGAGAUACGGCUUACUACGAACCGCGUCUGCCAAUACCUCAAGGCGCGCGGUUUAGGUCCAACUUCGUGGGCUCAUAACGCGACUCUACCUGCUGCCCAGCUUGUCUACCGGGUUUUACGUGCUGAAUUCAUCGAGUUCCAGCUUUGCGACGGCACCUGGAAGGCUGAGCGAUGGAUGAUUGAACACUAUCCGCAAUGGCACCGCCAUAAUGGCAUGAAGAUAGUGAAACAAGAAGACGUCGAUGACAGACCGUCAGGACCUGGAGAAGGAUUUAGGAACGCCGUACCGAAGCCAGCUCGAAGAUCUGUCACAGUGAAGCGUACAUUAAAUGGCAAUGCCCUGGUGCUCCUCGUCUACUGA
Messenger RNA from Punctularia strigosozonata HHB-11173 SS5, 771 nucleotides. RefSeq lists its product as uncharacterized. The record is from RefSeq and is a predicted model, not a curated record. Bases 1 to 771 code for a protein of 256 amino acids. The transcript has 2 exons. Lineage: Eukaryota; Fungi; Basidiomycota; Agaricomycetes; Corticiales; Punctulariaceae.